Messenger RNA from Coturnix japonica (Japanese quail), 2804 nucleotides. RefSeq names its product G protein-coupled receptor 83 (gene GPR83). Gene Ontology annotation, cellular component: plasma membrane. The record is from RefSeq and is a predicted model, not a curated record. Gene Ontology annotation, molecular function: neuropeptide Y receptor activity. Lineage: Eukaryota; Metazoa; Chordata; Aves; Galliformes; Phasianidae. Gene Ontology annotation, biological process: neuropeptide signaling pathway.
GGGGUUGAAACUGGAUGAUCAUUGUGGUCCUUUUCAACCCAGACCAUUUUAUGAUUCUGUGAUUAAGGUGUUUUUAAUUCUAAAUGCAUCCCUUGGCAUUGACAGCCAAAUGCAACUGUGAAAUUAGACAAAGUGGGUGAUCUCCUGAGGUCGUGGUAGAGAGUUCAUUAGUAAUAAUAGGUGUCAGCCUGCUAGAGGAGUGCUGCUGUGUAUCUCUGAUCUCUCUCGUGGCUGAGAAAGGAAAGUGUUACAGGAUGCUGUCAGCUUGUAGGGAUUUGGCAAAAUUGCCGGUUACUGAAAUGAAUCUCAUCUCUGAGAAAAUACCUGCUGCCGGGCGGAUAUUUCUGGUGGAGAGCACUGUGUGUGAGGCCUCACGGAGGCUGCAGUGCCUGCAUGGAGCUGUCAGGGGAGGGACAGGUGGGGGCUGUUAAGUUGGUAAUCUCCUAACCCUUAAGCCAGAGACCAUGGGAUGACACCUUACCCAUGCAUGUAUUUUCACCAGCACGUGUGUGCAUGACUUACUGUGCUGUGCCCCUGUUCCAUGCUAGUUUGUGGUGCUGUGAAAUAGGUAAAGCUGAACUUCUGUUUGAAAUGUGCCCUGAAAGACAGCGCAGCCCCUGCACGCAUUGUUGGUGCAUAAUAGCACCAGAUCAGCAUGAGCAGGGCUGCUUCUGGAGAACGAUGCCGAGAACCAAAGAGAUGGAUUUUGCCUUCUGCAAAGAGUGCAGCUGUGAUUGUCUUGGAGUGACGCCUGAGGGGAGUGUAAUUGUGCAGAACUGCAGCACGUCAGAGCAGAAAUAAUGCUAUGCAGCCCAAUGGGCAGGAAUGCUGGCUGGGAGCUUGUGUGAGGACACAGAGCUCUGCUGGAGGAGAAAAGUGACAAAGAGCUGAGCAGGAGAGAGAGGAGCCCCGCUCCCUGGGCUGUGCCGGUGCAUCGCUGGCAGCGACGUGUGCACCUGUACAGCUGCUGCUGCCCAGCCACAGCACUGCCCUACGUGAGUUAUUUCUCUUGGGGAAGCACACAGCAGCCUGCCAGAGAUGUUCUCCUGUUUCGUUUGGCUCUCCCUCCCCUACUUCGUCAACACCUUCCCGACCUCAGGAAAGUUCCCUCUCAACAGAAGUCUCGAGGAGGUAUUGGAAAUCCCAAACAUCUCGGGGUUCUUUCCAUGGGAUAACGACACGUUGGCCGACUGGCAGAGCUUUGUGGGCAGGAGCCGGCACGGAGCAGACUCACAGCACGUGGCAGCCAAAGCUCUGCUCAUCGUGGCAUACUCCAUCAUCAUCUUCUUCUCUCUCUUUGGAAACGUCCUGGUGUGCCAUGUGGUCAUCAAGAACAAAAGGAUGCACUCGGCCACCAGCCUGUUCAUCGUCAACCUGGCUGUGGCCGACAUCAUGAUCACGCUUCUCAACACGCCUUUUACACUGGCUCGUUUUGUGAACAGCACAUGGAUAUUUGGGAAGGGGAUGUGCCAUGUCAGUAGGUUUGCACAGUACUGCUCGCUCCAUGUCUCUGCUCUGACCCUCACAGCCAUUGCCGUGGACAGGCACCAGGUCAUAAUGCACCCUCUGAAACCUCGCUUACCUAUGGCAAAAGGCGUUAUCUACAUCUCUGUCAUUUGGGUCAUGGCAGCUUGUUUUUCCCUCCCACAUGCUAUCUACCAAAAACUCUUUACUUUUGAAUACAGUGAGGAAGUCACUCGGUGCCUGUGCAUCCCAGACUUCCCUGAGCCAGCUGACCUCUUCUGGAAGUACCUUGACUUAACGACCUUCGUUUUGCUCUACGUCCUGCCCCUGUUGAUCAUAUCCGCUGCCUACAUGACGGUGGCCAAGAAACUCUGGCUGCGCAAUGUCAUUGGGGAUGUCACCACUGAGCAGUACUUCGCCCUUCGCAAAAAAAAUAGGAAGACUAUCAAGAUGUUGAUGCUCGUUGUCAUCCUUUUUGCUAUCUGCUGGUUUCCCUUGAACUGCUACGUCGUCCUGCUCUCCAGCCAAACCAUCCGCUCCAACAACGCCCUGUACUUCGCCUUUCACUGGCUUGCGAUGAGCAGCACCUGCUACAACCCCUUCAUCUACUGCUGGCUCAAUGACAGCUUCCGUGCAGAACUGAAGGCUUUGAUCAACAUCUGCAGAAAACCUUCUGGCCCUGCAGAACAGAGACUUCCCUCCACGGUCCCUCCCUACCGACUGGCGUGGCCUGAAAACAGCCACUUCAAGAGGCUGCAGGUCUCUCAUGUCCCUGCCUCAGCCUCCAGCAGCCUCUUAGGAAAGACAGACAUCUCUGUAGUUGAGCCCAUAGUAGCUGUGAGCUAAAUGGUGGCCCUGGGAGAUGGAUUUGGACCAUGCUUAGGUUUGGCUGCAUCUAGGCAGGUGGGAAGAUGUAGAGCCCUGGCCUAAGCCUAAUGCCAGCUCUUAUGGUUGCACUGAAUAGCCCAACUCCACAGCUGGUAGUGUGAAACUCUGAUGGUAAUGGCAUGGAGACUCCAAAGGGAAGAAAGCAAAGCUUGCCAGGAAUGAGCUCUCUUUUCGUCUUGGUUAAGCUGACUUUGGGUCUACUGGCCAGGAGGGGUUCUCUGCAUGUGUCUCUAUUGUUUGCAUGGUCAAGUCUCGGGCCAUUUGUUUGCUUUGCUGAUAUUUAAACAAGCAGCAGUCUGAUGACAUUAAGCCUCCCUCCCUUUAGUCUCUCGGUAGCAGCACACAGACGGUAGAGACAUAGAGGCAGAGGUUGCUGGUUGGAGUUUUUUUCUCCCUUAUGUGAAAAUAUCUUCAGAAAGGUGAGGAAUAAUAAACAGCCAUUGGAAAUUAAA